AUGAAAGUAAGAACACUCGAGCUUGCCGCACUCGCGCUGCAGUUCAGCCUUGCGCUCAGCAGCCCGUCAGCAAUCGACGACCGCCGGUUCGAAAAGGUGCGCUCGUGGCAUGAGCUCUCGCGGGUCUCGACCUCGCCUAUCCCUGCAGCCCACUCGGAGGCAGGAUACCAGUACACAGCAGUCAAGUUUGCGGCGUCAAUUAAGGACCCAAAGUUCGGCGACCAGUGGCACCUGGUCAACACUGUCGAGAAGGGCCACGACAUCAAUGUCACAGGCGUAUGGCGCCAAGGCGUCACUGGACAGGGUGUGACGGUGGCCCUGAUUGACGACGGACUCGACUACACGAGCGAGGACCUGCUGGACAACUUUGAUUUCGGCGGGUCGUACGACUUCAACGACAAAACCAAGCUGCCAACGCCGCGACUCAGCGAUGACUACCACGGGACGCGGUGCGCUGGACAGAUUGCAGCGAAGCGCAAUGACGUGUGUGGCGUCGGCGUUGCCUAUGGAGCCAAGGUGGCUGGGAUCCGGAUGCUGUCGGCCGAAGUCAGCGACCGCGACGAAAUCGAGGCACUAAACUACGCCAUGGACACAAACUGGAUCUACUCGUGCUCGUGGGGGCCCAACGACGACGGGCAGACCCCAGUCGAGGAUGCCUUUAUCCACGGAAUUGAAAAGGGCCGCGGCGGCCUCGGGUCGCUGUACGUGUUUGCGACAGGCAAUGGUGGGCAUAUGGGCGACAACUGCAACUUUGACGGGUAUACAAACUCGAUAUACACAAUCUCCAUCGGCGCCAUCAACCAUCUGGACCAGCACCCGCCGUACAGCGAGAUCAAUGGCGAUAACCGUGGAAUUGUUACGACUGACCUAGGAGUGCGUGCGUGCACAAGCAAACACGGCGGAACGUCGGCGGCAGCACCACUGGCAGCCGGUAUCUUUGCGCUGGCGCUCUCGGUGCGUCCUGACCUGACAUGGCGAGAUGUGCAGCAUCUGGCAGUGCGCACGGCCAUCCCGGUAGACACCGGCGAUAACGACUGGAAGGAUGUGGCCCAAGGGCGGAAAUACAACCACAAGUACGGACAGACCAAGAUUGUUGCCGCCAAGGACGCACCCAAGGCGCGCAUCGAGCCCAUCACCAGCCGCAACGGCGUGGGCAAGGCUGUUGAGCGCACAGUGCUGGUCACCGAGCAACAGGUGGCAGAUGCCAAGAUGAAGCGGGUCGAGCACGUGACGGUAUCUGUCGACAUUAAACACGAGUUCCGUGGUAACAUCGAGGUGUGGCUGAAGUCACCGAGUGGGAUCCGGUCCCAGCUGGCCGCGGCCCGUCCACGUGACUCAAACCCCGACGGUCUGCAUGGCUGGCGGUUCAUGACUGUCAAGCACUGGGACGAGGAGCCGGCCGGCAACUGGACGCUGCAGGUGCGCAACGCCCUGCUGCAGAGCCACUCUGGCAGGCUGAAUGAGUGGCAGAUGACGCUGUUUGGCGAGAGCACCGAGGAGGAGCCGCACCACACAGUGCCGGCGUGCGCUGGCUGUGAUUCUAUUGAUGCGGCGACGUGA
This is a messenger RNA of Linderina pennispora, 1560 nucleotides long. RefSeq lists its product as uncharacterized. The record is from RefSeq and is a predicted model, not a curated record. Gene Ontology annotation, cellular component: Golgi membrane; trans-Golgi network. Lineage: Eukaryota; Fungi; Kickxellomycota; Kickxellomycetes; Kickxellales; Kickxellaceae. Bases 1 to 1560 code for a protein of 519 amino acids. Gene Ontology annotation, molecular function: serine-type endopeptidase activity. The transcript is spliced from 7 exons. Gene Ontology annotation, biological process: protein processing.